This is a messenger RNA of Funneliformis geosporum, 186 nucleotides long. The record is from the annotation of a GenBank genome assembly. Lineage: Eukaryota; Fungi; Glomeromycota; Glomeromycetes; Glomerales; Glomeraceae.
AUGUCGAUCGUGAUUUCUGGAUUCAGCGUGAUUGUAAUCACAUCUGCCAACAAGGUCGAAGUUAUCUUUAAAUGUCGGAAUAUUCGAAUUGAUAUUUCGUCCACCGGUCUAUUUUAUCUUUGUCUUUCGAACGGGAAUCUUUCGAACUCAUCAAAGGAACAUCGUGGAUAUAAUCAACGAUGUUAG